AUGGGCAUAUCCGCUCGAGCAGACGAGGAUGCUGCAGCACGAACACCACAGAAGCUCAUCGCGUAUGCCAACUCCAAUGAUCGCUACCGUCUCUUCAAUGAUGUGUCUGUACCCUUCCCAGAUCUAGAGGAUAACAUACAUCCAGUCUUUCGACGAUCAAACUUUCGCAAUGUGGGAUUCUCUCUCUACCAGAAAAUCCGGCCCAGCCUUCGAUUGGCGUCGUUGUUUCUUGAAUCCGAAGCAAUGCUUGGAUGGUUUAUCCGUCCAGCCUUCGGAACGCCGAUUCCAGCGUCACAAUCGCGAAAGGUUUUCUUGACAGAACCCAAGCGUUCCCGACAGCGAACGGCAGAAAUGAUUCGCGAAAUCCGCUCCUUACUAAUAGGUUUGUCGUACAGUGUCGAAUUUCACUUUGUCGAGGAGUUGAAAUGCUUUGCUCUCACGUGUAAAGACACCAGCAAGGAGACAUCGUACCUUGCUAAAUUCUGGAGUCCAGUCUUCACGUCGGCCCACCCUACAACCAUAAAACUCCGCGACACCAAUAGGGAGUUUAUUGAAUACGACUAUUCUUCCAGCAGCCUUUGCGACAGAUUACGCUUUGACUUCAUGUUCGCGACUACGAUCCUUCACGAGUUGACGCAUGCAUUCGGUAUUAUGAUUCGAGGUAACUUGAGAGAACCGUACUACGACUUGACUGAUCCCCAAGCAGAGUUCGGAUGGUCAUGGGAACGCUUCGCUUUAACAGGUAUCAUCAACCCUUUCGAUCGGACAUCAGCUCGAGUAUCCUUCUUGAUGUGGAAGGUAUGGCUCGACGACGACGAAGCGUACGCUAACGGGGGAAAGGAGUGGACUGCAGUGCCAGUUCAAUGGGUCAGUCAAUGGUUCCAAAAGUCCACUUGGGAUGCGAUCGCAGAGUACGGACCUGAAGCAGUCGCGCCGCCUUCUUGCGACCUGAAACUACACUGCACACGCGAUGGACUCUAUACAGUGCUUUCAGACAACGAGGAGGUCCUGAGGGACGUUCUCGAGCUGAAGUCGGAAGCAUUGGCCGCUCAUCGGUCGACAUUGCCUGGAACGAAACCGUCUUCUCUGAUGAGCGUGAGAACCAUCAAAACAAACAACAAAACUCAUCCGACCUUUGCGCAGGAGACAAUCGCAAGGAGAUUGGUGAGUGUCUCAUCUCGAGCCUCUCGCGCUCUUGAUCAAGCUGGUCUAACUUUGGGCGCCAUGCCUCCACUCCUGCAUGGGACUGCACUCAAACGUCGACGAGAAGGGAGUGCCGGCGACGCCGAUAGUGACGAUGGGGUAAACUCACCUCAUUCGCGAUGGAAAAGACCCAGAGUCUGAUUAUGGCAUCAGGUGCAUGAAACCACCGUGUCACA
This is a messenger RNA of Mytilinidion resinicola, 1379 nucleotides long. RefSeq lists its product as uncharacterized. The coding region runs from base 1 to 1344 and encodes 447 amino acids. NCBI's taxonomy places the organism in Eukaryota, Fungi, Ascomycota, Dothideomycetes, Mytilinidiales, Mytilinidiaceae. The transcript has a single exon. The record is from RefSeq and is a predicted model, not a curated record.